Wasmannia auropunctata (little fire ant) is the source of this 1488-nucleotide messenger RNA. RefSeq names its product hybrid signal transduction histidine kinase B-like. Bases 245 to 1432 code for a protein of 395 amino acids. Lineage: Eukaryota; Metazoa; Arthropoda; Insecta; Hymenoptera; Formicidae. The record is from RefSeq and is a predicted model, not a curated record. The transcript is spliced from 10 exons.
GAGCAGGGUGGAAAAGCCAGUCGAGCCGCGCGCGCAACUGCGCGCGAUUAGUCGAAUCACGUGGCGUCGGAUGCAUUGUGACUGAUGCACUCAAUCUUCAGUUUGCUCCAUAGUCCAUUGUUAGCUGCAUUGGAAGUUGGAGCACGCGGCGUUUUACUGGUUUGCGUCUGUUUAUGUCCAGAAAAAGGAGACGAAGCGUUUUCGUUUGAGAUCAUUACGUUCUUUACGGAGUGGGGCGGUAACAAUGGAUGAAUCUCGCAGAACAUGGGAAUCGACAUUGGAAGAGAAAGAGCAAGAAAGAUUGAAGUUAAAAAGAAAGGAGUGGCGUAUCCAACAAGAACGUGAGAAAAAGCACGAGGAACGAAAGUUAAAAAUGAUUGAAGAGUACGAAAGGAAACGAGCUGAAGUAAUCAAUAGCAAGCUAAAGUCUCUACGGCGAAGCAAGAGCGCUAGUCCUCAACGAAGAGAAACUAGUUUCCCUGACUACGAGCAUUCCAAAGAUUUUAAACGGAGAGCAUCAGUAAUAUUUAAUGGUCCAAAAGGUAUAAUUGACAAGAAAAAACUGCAUGAAAACAAGGUAACUAUUUGCAAUAAAGAGAGCAGUCUUCCAACAAAGGAUCAGAGUACGUCAGUAAAGAUUGAACGGGACAUUAUAAAUCCAGAUGAUAUAAUUCUUCCUCGAAGACAAAAUGAAGGUAAAUGCCCAAUAUUCAAAAGAAAUGAAAUAAAAGAAACUGAAGAGAUACGGAUAAUUAAAUUCUCAGAAAAUGAGCAAUUGGAAGAACAGCAGUCAACAAGUAGGAAGAACGCUUCUACGUGCAAAAGUCCUGAUGAUGAUAAAAUUCUACAUUGUUCGCAAGUGAAGUCAUUUACACAUCGAGAUAAUCGAACAGAUGAUAGACACAAUCCCAACAGAAGGCGACGUAGUCCGAUAAGAGACAACGAUGAGAAAGAUAGGGGUAGAAACGAAAGAAGAAACAAAAGUUCGUUACAUCACAAUAGCCGUAGCGUAUCUUUCUUUAGGGAUCAAUCAAGAUCUCGUUACAGAAGUAGAAGUCUUUCGCUGACCAAUGAACGAGCUAGAGAAAAAAGAGUGGAUAAUUACAAAAAUAGAGUUUCAUCUAGAAAAAAUUAUUCUGACGCAUCACGCGAGUUAGAUGCGAAUUGUGCAUCUUCAUUCAUGGACUACAACGCCUACAUGCGUUUAUCUGGACCAAUGCCGAUGCCGAUGCCGAUGCCGAUACCGAUGCCGAUGCCGACGCCGAUGUCGAUGCCGAUGUUUAGAGGACAGGCACCACCUGUGCUUGUGCCUAUCUUCCCGAGAACAUUCCCUACGUCAUUUCCGCCGAUGAAUAUAUAUCGGUGGCAACGACCUCCUCCUAGAUUUGUCAACAGCAAAGGAAUUAGACCCAAUAAUCGAUACAAUAGCUGAGAAAUUUAAUUUUAAUGAUUUUUUAGUAAUAUUUUUUUAAUACGCGCAUCUUUAAU